GUGCGUGAAGGUGAUCGAGCAGCGAAAGGAAACGUCCAAAAAGUGACGCGCAAAGAGUUUGUGUCGCACGGUGAGCGCUCAGGAUCGGACUGAAGGGGCAACAUCAGUAACAAAACCACCGAGCUGUGUGUUGCUUCGCAGCCGGACUCACAGUCGAACUUGUCGGACUUGAGCGCUCCGGAUGGUGGGAGGAGAAACUUUUCUUGGGGAGCUGAACUGGAUUCGAGCGCACCAGACCAGGUUGGGUGCUGACUAUAGCGGACUUUAGGACAGGAGUGCUUUUUCCUCUGCUCCUCCCCCCUCUUUUCUCCAACUGUGCCAGCCUUUAACCCACGGAGCACUUUGCCCAGCGCCGGCUGUGAGGCGGUGACGCGGCGGACCAUGGACAACAGGCCUGUCCGGAGAAGGCGAGCCGGUGCGGUGCGACAUCUGCUGCUGGCAGCCGCCUUCCUCGCCUGCAGCUCCCAACUGCUGCUGGUGGAUGCCAACUCAUGGUGGUCACUAGCUCUGACCCCGAUCCAGCGGCCAGAAAUGUACAUCAUCGGAGCUCAGCCUCUCUGCAGUCAGCUGUCUGGUCUCUCUCAGGGCCAGAGGAAGCUGUGCCAGCUGUACCAGGACCACAUGGUCUACAUCGGAGACGGAGCCAAGACUGGCAUCAAGGAGUGCCAGUACCAGUUCAGGCAGAGGAGGUGGAACUGCAGCACUGUGGACAACACGUCUGUGUUUGGACGGGUCAUGCAGAUCGGCUCCAGGGAAACGGCCUUCACUUACUCCAUCAGCGCAGCCGGCGUGGUCAACGCCAUCAGCCGGGCGUGCCGCGAGGGAGAGCUCUCCACCUGCGGCUGCAGCCGCGCAGCUCGACCCCGCGACCUGCCGCGCGACUGGCUGUGGGGCGGCUGCGGCGACAACGUGCACUACGGCUACCGAUUCGCCCGGGAGUUCGUGGACGCCAGGGAGAGGGAGAAGAAUUACCCACGCGGUUCCACGGAGCACGCCCGAACACUGAUGAACCUGCAGAACAACGAAGCAGGCAGACAGGCGGUCUAUAACCUUGCAAAUGUGGCCUGUAAGUGUCACGGCGUCUCAGGCUCCUGCAGUCUGAAGACCUGUUGGCUGCAGCUGGCCGACUUCAGGCGUGUUGGAGAGUACCUGAAGGAGAAAUAUGACAGUGCGGCUGCCAUGCGCAUUGGACGCAAGGGCAAGCUGGAGCUGGUAGACAAGCGCUUCAACACCCCGACCCCAGAGGACCUGGUCUACAUCGACCCCAGCCCCGACUACUGCCUUCGCAACGAAACCACAGGCUCUCUGGGCACGCAGGGCCGCCUCUGCAACAAAACCUCAGAGGGCAUGGACGGCUGUGAGCUCAUGUGCUGCGGCCGAGGGUACGACCAGUUCAAGACCUACAAGCACGAGCGCUGCCACUGCAAGUUCCACUGGUGCUGCUACGUCAAGUGCAAACGCUGCACGACGCUCGUCGACCAGUUUGUUUGCAAAUAGCACUGGAAGGGGAUGAGGAGGGAGGAGAGGGAGAGCCGAUGAAGAGGAGUGACGGAUGGAAGAGAGCAGGGUGGAUUUUCAGGGUUGUGUUCAGGAUAAGUUAGCAAACACAAUUUCAACGUUCUGUUUCCUUCUCUCCUCCAUUUCUAAACCUCCUGCCGUUUCUCAUUAAGAGCAAAAGCUGCAUAACAGCUGCAUGGCCAUAUUUUUUUAGAAGAAUAGAAGAAGACGAGAUGGAUGGGAGGAUAGGAAGCGAGGAGGAAUAUGAUUUCUUCCUUGCUUUUUGGACGAGACAUUUUUCAGCAGAGGUUCCUGUCACUUUCUGCUGUCCUGUGUUGUAUCCUGAUCACAACCCUGAAGGAAGGAGGGACGGGAAGACGGAAGGACGAAAAAUGGAUGAACAAAGAAGGACAUCAAGGAUAACGGACCCAGAAAGUGGAUCGACUGGAUCCUGGAAAGGUGGACACAUGCAAUAAGUGUGAUAACAAAGAAAUGAGAGAAGAAAUAAAUAUAUAAUUAAAUAAUAAGUAAACAUACAACUCUGAUUGUUAUUUAAAGAGGCUCGAACAAACCUAAGGCACAGUUUGGACCCAUAAAACUCAGCCCUUUUGGAGUUUGAAGCCAUUUGAUUGUUGUCAACGUGUAUCUUUCAAAGAACCUUUGACCUUUAACCAUGCAAGAGUAAUUGUAGCAUACGUGAGUUGUGCUGACGUCGCUAAAACACACUUGCAGUUGCGUGCACCAGAAAUGCAGAAAAGUCCAGACUGACAGGCGGAUGAGGAGAGGGAUCACUUAUCGGGGGCGCAAAGCAGAAAGGGAAUAGAGACAAAGGGGGGAGAAGCUCAAUUAUGUGAUUGUUUUUCAAGAAUAUUCAGGAGCCACGCAGCUGAUUGGGAAACUCAAGCUGUGAGUGUGGAUUUCCGCUAGAAAAUGCAUGAAAAGUGCAGUAAAAACACUUAAUCUUCAAGUCAAAAAAGGACUAACGACUUACAGGACACACUCUGUCCAUUUGUCUCCCUGUAACUACUGCUGUUAGAGCAGAUUUCCAGCACCUGUGAGCUGACAAGUGUGUCCGUGCAGGUUAAUGAGGCUCGCCGGCCGCCGCCAUCUUGACGACCGCCGCCGUUUAAAGGAGCAGCUCCGGCUCCGUGACCUUCAUCUGACAGUGAAGUGAGCAGAACCUCCAUUAGUGAGAUUAAUGUGCUGUAUCCGCCUUAAUGAACCCGCACUAAGAGACACGUUCACUGCGAGUGCGCCUCUUCAUCUCAUGUCCUUAUGCAACUUGUUAAGUCAACAAAAAGCCCUGUGGUGUCUGUUUGGCGCUUGUGCCACCAGUUUAACGUUUUAUGAUAGUUAACCAUGAGUUUUUGCAAUUUGGAUGGGUUGGGUUGAGAUUCUUGUAAGAGUUUGGUGUGAUCCGAUCGAAGGUGGAGAGGACAAAGUGGACGGAAGAGGACUGAAUGUGUUGAAAAACAGAGAGGACUGCAAUUUAUUAUGUGCUACUUUAAAACAGAGUAGUAGAUCAGAAAAGAAGGUAUAUUUUAUUAUUGUUUUUCAUCCUGUUUUCUAUGUUUUAUACAUGAGCAUUAUUGUGUAUCCUUUUGAUAAACUAGUCUUCGACAAUGA
Chelmon rostratus (copperband butterflyfish) is the source of this 3123-nucleotide messenger RNA. It is a transcript of the gene wnt5b, whose product is annotated as wingless-type MMTV integration site family, member 5b. Gene Ontology annotation, cellular component: extracellular region. Lineage: Eukaryota; Metazoa; Chordata; Actinopteri; Chaetodontiformes; Chaetodontidae. Gene Ontology annotation, molecular function: cytokine activity; frizzled binding. The record is from RefSeq and is a predicted model, not a curated record. Bases 382 to 1497 code for a protein of 371 amino acids. The transcript is spliced from 8 exons. Gene Ontology annotation, biological process: canonical Wnt signaling pathway; multicellular organism development; neuron differentiation.